Messenger RNA from Solanum stenotomum, 791 nucleotides. Its product is annotated as CASP-like protein PIMP1. NCBI's taxonomy places the organism in Eukaryota, Viridiplantae, Streptophyta, Magnoliopsida, Solanales, Solanaceae. The coding region runs from base 73 to 582 and encodes 169 amino acids. The record is from RefSeq and is a predicted model, not a curated record. The transcript is spliced from 3 exons.
CCUUUAAUUAGCAUCAAUAAAUUUCAAUUACUUUUUUUUAAUAAUAAUUAGUUAGUAUAAUAUAGUUUGCAAAUGGCACAACCACCAUUACCACCACCAACUUGUACAAUUCCACCAUUUGUUGGCCUCAUCGUGAGGAUUCUUACGUUCAUUUGCUUGUUGAUUUCACUCAUCAUAAUUGCCACCAACACUGAAAAAUCUAUUGAUGAGGAUGGUAACGAAGACAAAACCAAGUUCAAUGACUUUUACGCUUACAGAUAUUUAAUUUCUACUGUGAUUAUUGGAAUGGCAUAUACUCUUCUACAAAGUGCAUUCUCAAUUUUCUUUGUGACUACUGGAAAUCGUUUUGGUGGUGAGGGAUUUUGUCUAUUUGACUUUUAUGGUGAUAAGUUUAUUUCCUACUUCCUUGUUACUGGAGCAGCAGCAAGUUUUGGUAUGACACAAGAAUUUAAGAGACUUGCAGGCAGUGAUAAUAAAUUUCUCAAUACUUCAAAUGCAGCAGCCAGUCUUUGUCUUAUUGGAUUCUUUUUUUCUGCAGCUUCAUCUAUUUUUUCAUCUUAUAAUCUUCCUAAGAGAGCUUAAUUUAAGAAAAAAAUAAAAAUCUUAGUUUAAUAAUUUGAUAAAUUAAUUAUUGUAAGAUUAUGAACUCCGUUUUUUUGGGUCUACACUUGGUCAAAAGGUGUGUCAUGUAAUGUUGAGUUACAAUUUAUAUUUUAAAAAUGUAUCCUAUUGUAUGAUUUUUAGUUUUUCUUUUUUUGGUUGAGAAUUGUCUUCAAUUUCAGAUAUUGUAU